Messenger RNA from Microplitis demolitor, 2835 nucleotides. RefSeq names its product RNA binding protein fox-1 homolog 2 (gene Rbfox1). Gene Ontology annotation, molecular function: mRNA binding. NCBI's taxonomy places the organism in Eukaryota, Metazoa, Arthropoda, Insecta, Hymenoptera, Braconidae. The record is from RefSeq and is a predicted model, not a curated record. The transcript is spliced from 13 exons. Gene Ontology annotation, cellular component: nucleus; cytoplasm. Gene Ontology annotation, biological process: nervous system development; regulation of alternative mRNA splicing, via spliceosome. The coding region runs from base 690 to 2000 and encodes 436 amino acids.
AAUAGAUCGCGCGUGUUAUAAUAUAAUUUAUUAUAUUAAACAAAUACACAAGACAUAAAAAAAUACAUUAAUUAUUACUAUUUAAAUAUUUAAAUAAUAAUAGUAAUAUUUAAAUUUAAAACAAAGUGCGUUUGUGAUAAAUAAUCACUAAGUUUUUUUUUUAUUUCGUUGUCCCUUUUGAUAUUUACGUGCACAGUGAAUUUAAUAAAUUGUAUAAACGGUGAUAAUUUAUUUAAGAAGAUAUAUAUCUAUACAAUAUAUGAUAUAUUAAUAUAUCUAUAUUAAUAAUAAAAGGGAGCUAGAGGCUGAGAGACAGUGCGCGCGCAAACAAAGACAAAACAGACGGUCGUACUUGUAAACCGCGUGCAGCGUGCGCUAUUCGAAUUUAUUGUCCUUGAGUUUUUUUUCUUUUUUUUUUUUUUUUAAAUUUCUACUUGUGUUUUUUUUUUAUUAUUUAAUUUUUUUUCUUUAAAAUUUAAAAUUGUUUUUGAGUUACAUUUGAAUCGUGUUGUGAGAUAAAAUAAUAUUUAAAAAUUAAGUAAAAGCCAAGUGAAUAAAUUAGUGGAUAACGUGGAGGCCGUAGUGAGGGAGAGACGAGGAAACUUGGAUCAGUUUUUUUUUUAACAACAGUGGAGCAAAACGGCCUCAAACUGUGGGGCUCCGGGGCGUUUUUCCUUCCACCCCAAGGGAUGUACUAUCCUCACGUGGUGCAGACAGGGAUGGCUGCGCCUUACGGUGGGGGUGUAUUUCCACCCCCUGUUAACGGGGUAACCGGGGUUGUGGGGGCUGCAGGAGCUACUGGUGAAGUAAAACCGCCUCCACCAGUACCUACGAAAGAAGAAAAUUCUGGAGCUCAGCAGCAAGCAACCCCUGGAGGGCAACAGAUACAAACAACACAAGGGACACAGCAUCAAGCUACGCCUGGUGCGCCAUCUGCCACAAGUUUCAGUCCGCCACCUCCCCCAAAUGGAGUUGAUCAACAGGCAAUCUCAGAAGUAUUUCAAGCAGCAGUGCAAGCCGCGGCGGCAGCAGCAGCAGCAAAUAGCGGAGGUCAGCAGCCAGCGCCAGCCUCAGGUGGAACUGAAGCAAGCCCUGAGGGUGGAGUUGAAAGUAACAGCAUGGUGCCCGUUACGUCGGGAGCGACGACACCGGCGACAGCGACACAAGGAACUGACCUCAAGGGUCAGCCAAAGCGACUUCACGUCAGCAACAUACCUUUUCGUUUCAGAGACCCUGAUCUCAGGGCAAUGUUUGGACAAUACGGUCCUAUUUUGGAUGUAGAAAUAAUAUUUAAUGAACGCGGAAGCAAGGGAUUCGGUUUUGUAACAUUCGCGAAUAGUGCCCAUGCGGACCAGGCACGUGAGAGGCUACACGGCACCGUGGUUGAGGGCAGAAAGAUUGAGGUGAACAACGCUACAGCGAGAGUGCAGACCAAAAAACCACCGACAGUGCCAAAUGUUUGUGUCCAGUGGCCAGAGGCUGCAGCAUUGAGAGGAGUUGCCAUUCAACGUGGACGUGUUGGUCCAGCAGCUAGAGCAGCUUUUCCAGCUGGCGCAGCUUUAGCUCUUGCACGUAAUCCGGGACCACUCGCAGCAGCCGCUGCUGCGACGGCUUUGCAUCCUUUUGCAUCAACUGUCUACUAUGAUCCUUUCCUAGCAGCACAUGCAGCGACGCAGGAUCCAAACUACAGGCUACAGCUGGAAUGGCCGCAAGCAACAACUGACGCAGCAGCAGCAGCCGCGGCGGCAUCGCCACUUUUGAAGACCCCGUUAUCGACAGCUCAACAGGCGACUUACGCAGCGGCAGCAACAUAUACAGCAGUGGCUGCACGAGCUUACGGCGCGGCCGCAGCAGCAGCUCAACCGGUCGCAGGAUAUGCCGCAGUUGCGGGGUACGGCCGUGAGUAUGCAGAUCCUUACCUUGGACACAGCAUUGGACCCAUGACAAAUUAUGGGGCGACGGUGUAUCGAGGUGGUUACAACAGGUUUACACCCUACUAGAAACUACCCAGCCCUCCUAUUGGAGUUUAUUUCAUCACAUACUCGAGCAACUCAUGACCAUAAUAAUAAUUAAUCCUCGAGACACAAAACUCUUCUUAUAAGUCUCUUUAGUAUCCCCGAAGUCCAUGUAAAAAAAUUAAAUUUUAAAAUAAGGAAUAAGCGCACUAAUAAAUCGAUAAUAAAUCGGGUCAAGAUGACGUUGACGAUGAGGAUGAUGACGUUCAAGUCGAUCAGCAUCACCAGCAGUAGUACCAUCUCACAUCAGUUAAUGAAGAUGACCACGAGUUGACGUAUGUUAACGACAACAAAGCCGACGAAAUUAAACGGACAGCGUUGGCGGACUUGAUGCCAGUGGGUUUCGACUUUCAAUCGAUUUUACAAAACCGCUCGUGUAAAACCAGUAAACUGGCUCGAGAUCGGCGGGCUAGAAAAUUCAAUCGGUUUAAUGCGACCUCGUGGAUCAUUUAAAUUUAAAUUGACAGCUCGCUUCGUAAAGUGACAGUCGUUCGUGGCCGGGGUGACGUGCCUGUGACAUUACGAAUUUACCUUGUCAUCCAUCCGAUAAAUAAAAAAUAUAUUCCGUUAUAAUAUAACAUAAAACCGAAUUUAAUUUCAUCGCCGAUUAACUUACACUUUAAAAUAUAAAUUAUAAAUUUUUUAAAUUUAUACUCAAGUCUGAGGCUAAGGAGAUUCGAUAUAUUAUUUUUCAUUUGUAUUUAUAAUUUACUCAUAUUUAUAUAUAUAUAUAUAUAUAUAUAUUAUUGUACACUUAUUAUCCCAUUCAUAAAUUUAAUUAUCACAUAUUAUUAUAUAUAUCAUAAGACAUCAAUUAAAA